Huiozyma naganishii CBS 8797 is the source of this 801-nucleotide messenger RNA. It is a transcript of the gene OSW1, whose product is annotated as Osw1p. Bases 1 to 801 code for a protein of 266 amino acids. The transcript has a single exon. NCBI's taxonomy places the organism in Eukaryota, Fungi, Ascomycota, Saccharomycetes, Saccharomycetales, Saccharomycetaceae. The record is from RefSeq and is a predicted model, not a curated record.
AUGAGGGUACCACCUAAACCAAGAGCAAGUAGGCUUCCCAGAUUUCUCAUUAGGGUGAAAAAUGCGGUUUGCUUCAAAAGAUUGAAACUCAGACGGAAGAACAAACGCUUGAAUAAAUUGCAAUAUAAGCAAAGUAUGCAAGCGGCAAUUACCAAUUCUGGCCUUAGGGUUGAAGACACCUUCAACAUUCCUACCAAUUUUUUGCCCCGUUCUGCAAGAAACAAACCGUUACUGAUUGCAAACUUUAAAAGGGGUUGUGAUAGGUCUCCUGAGGUUAAGAUACUGCAAAAGACAAGGCUAAGAAGACUGUUCAUGAGCAAAAGAAGAAUCAAGAUGAAGUACUUCAAUUACCACGACUGCAAAAGGAACAACGAGAUUAAUAAUGUGGCGGAACAAACAGUUCACAACAAUACGAUGCAGUGUGCGACGAACGUUCAUACAAUCAAAACUUUGACACGAAAGAAUGCAGACGUUAGGGUGAUAUAUUACAGUGAUAAUGUUGUUAAACGGUUCAGUCCUGAGAAAAAGAUGGAAACGGUAAAUGGAGAGGUGUCUCCUGAAUAUAUUGAGUUCACAGGCACAAAAUCUGUGAAGAUAGCGAAGUAUCCCUCCCUUCGGCGCAAGGGGAAUCACACAACUACUCUAACAGGCUUGUUCGCUCCUACAGAAGUAAGCGAAGAACCAGAAAACCUAGGAACUGUGAGAAGAUAUGACCUGACUUCAUGCCAAGGGGCCACAACCAAUUCACAUUCUCGACCAGUGCAAACUCAAACACUGACGGGCCGGGAAGAAAACAUUUAG